This is a messenger RNA of Puccinia graminis f. sp. tritici CRL 75-36-700-3, 420 nucleotides long. RefSeq lists its product as uncharacterized. NCBI's taxonomy places the organism in Eukaryota, Fungi, Basidiomycota, Pucciniomycetes, Pucciniales, Pucciniaceae. The coding region runs from base 1 to 420 and encodes 139 amino acids. The record is from RefSeq and is a predicted model, not a curated record. The transcript has 2 exons.
AUGGAUGAAGAUAGUUUCUACAGAAUGAGGAAGAUCCAAAGAACACCUCAAUCCACCUUUGUCAACUCACAAAAUGUCAAAGCUGGUUUGAAUGUCCAGCACAACUGCCACAAUGGUGGAUGUGAAUUAACAGAAACUGGGGAUGGAUUUGUUGAGCGACGCAAAAGUAAAAAGAAGAAGCUGGAGUUAACACACACAGACCACGAUCAAUACAUCGUCAAUAUAGCUUCGCUCUCAUCGGCCGCUUGGCAUCGUACAUUCUCAGAAAUUACAUUUGUUUCACCUGGACCGCUUCAGUGGGUCAAUACUUUGCAUGAUGGAUUGAAGAAGUGGGGAUCAAUUGUCGAGCAGAAAGAAAAAAAAGUGAGAAAAAAGUCAUCCACAAUGGCAAGAACAACAAUGGAUCCGAGUUUGAUGUGA